CGUUCACUGACAGAUCUCAGCUGAAAUACGCAAGAAGACUUGUAGUGAAACUUGGCAGCGCUGUCAUCACCAGAGAAGAUGGUAAUGGAUUAGCUUUGGGUCGCUUAGCAUCUAUUGUUGAACAGGUAGCAGAAUGUCACCACGAGGGUCGUGAGGUGAUAAUGGUGAGCAGCGGUGCCGUGGCUUUUGGCAGGCAGAAGUUGACCCAGGAGUUGCUCAUGUCGCUCUCUAUGAGAGAGACUUUGUCACCUAGUGAUAAUACUAAAGAGGAUGCAGGCAGUACUCUGGAUCCGCGAGCGGCUGCUGCGGUGGGCCAAUCCGAGCUGAUGUCUAUGUACGACGCCAUGUUCUCUCAGUACAACGUGAAGAUAGCCCAGGUGCUGGUAACAAAACCGGACUUCUAUAACGAGGAGACCCGGCAGCAUUUGUUCUGCACUCUAUCUGAACUGAUCUCACUGAAUAUCGUGCCAAUUAUCAACACGAACGAUGCCGUCAGUCCUCCAAUGUACGUGCAGGAUGAUUCCGUUGUACCCGGUACCGGAAAGAAGGGAAUCGGUUUAAAAGACAACGAUAGUCUGUCGGCACUGCUUGCAGCGGAGAUCCAAUCAGACCUGUUAAUCAUGAUGUCGGACGUCGAUGGUAUUUACAACAAACCGCCAUGGGAAGACGGAGCCAAGAUGAUGCAUACAUUCACCUCGAAAGAUAAGGACCAGGUUGAAUUUGGACAGAAGUCGAAGGUGGGAACCGGUGGCAUGGACUCAAAAGUGCAGGCGGCAACGUGGGCUAUGGCUCGUGGUGUCAGCGUAGUUAUUUGCAACGGCUUGCAAGAUAAAGCUAUCAAAACCAUUAUUAACGGUCGGAAGGUUGGCACAUUCUUCACUGACUAUGCUAUUCCUACUAGUCAAUCUGUUGACACAAUGGCUGAAAAUGCACGAGUUGGUAGCAGAGUCCUUCAAAAGUUAACACCAGCAGAAAGAGCUUCAGCAAUUCAUUCAUUAUCAGACUUGUUAAUUGAAAAACAGGAUCGAAUUCUGGAAGCAAACGCUAAAGAUUUGGAAGAAGCUACAAAAGGUGGUCUUGCUAAACCUCUGUUAAGCAGAUUGUCGUUGAGCCAGUCAAAAUUGAAAACGUUGUCUAUUGGUUUGAAACAAAUUGCUGACUCAAGUCAUAACAACGUGGGCAGAAUUAUUAAAAAAACUAAAUUAGCAGAAAAUUUGGUGCUCCGACAGGUAACUGUGCCAAUCGGAGUACUAUUAGUUAUAUUUGAAUCUAGACCUGAUUCAUUGCCUCAAGUCGCUGCCCUAGCUAUGGCUUCCGCCAACGGUCUUUUAUUGAAAGGUGGAAAGGAAGCAGCACACUCGAACAAAGCGCUCAUGGAGCUCGUUAGAGAAUCUCUAAGUCCAGUUGGAGCUGAAGAAGCUAUAUCUCUAGUGUCAACUAGAGAAGAAAUAAGUGACUUGCUCUCAAUGGAUAAACACAUUGAUUUAGUCAUUCCUCGUGGAUCUUCGGAUCUUGUUAGGAAUAUACAGAAACAAUCACAAUAUAUACCUGUUCUUGGUCAUGCGGAAGGUAUUUGUCAUGUGUAUUUAGAUAAAGAUGCGGACCCUCAUAAAGCCCUAAAGAUUGUUAGAGAUGCAAAAUGUGACUACCCGGCAGCUUGUAACGCAAUGGAGACUUUGUUAAUUCAUGAAGAGCAUGUAUCGGGUCCCCUAUUUAGUCAAAUUUGUGAUAUGUUGAAGAAAGAAGGUGUUAUCAUCCACGCUGGCCCGAAACUUGCUAGUCGACUGACGUUCGGACCACCACCUGCAAAGAGCAUGCAUUAUGAAUACGGUUCGUUGGAAUGCUGUAUAGAAGUGGUGCAAAAUCUUGAAGAAGCUGUAGAGCACAUUCAUAAAUUCGGAAGUUCACACACAGAUGUUAUUGUCACGGAGAAUGUUGAUGCUGCAAAACAAUUCUUGGGCUCAGUGGACAGCGCGUGUGUGUUUCAUAAUGUCUCUUCGCGCUUUGCCGAUGGGUUCCGUUUCGGCCUUGGCGCAGAAGUCGGCAUUUCUACGGCUAGGAUUCAUGCCAGAGGUCCAGUGGGAGUUGAAGGCUUAUUAACUACCAAAUGGAUAUUGGAAGGCACAGAUCACACCGCUGCCGAAUUCAAUGAGGGUAAACGCCAAUGGUUGCACGAAAAUCUUCCAGUCAACUGACUAUUUGAAACUAAGGACAAUUUUUGGUACAACUUUAUAAGAUUCUUUAUAGUGUAGUUAAUUCUUAAUAUAGACGAAUAAUCGAGUUGUUACAAAAUUAUAAUUUUAGUAUAUUGUAUAGGUAUUAAGGUAGCAAUUAUCAAUAUUUGUGAAUGUUAUGUUUUUCUUUUAUUAAAAACGUGUUGAAAAUGUUGAUGAUG
Messenger RNA from Hyposmocoma kahamanoa, 2395 nucleotides. RefSeq names its product delta-1-pyrroline-5-carboxylate synthase (gene P5CS). The record is from RefSeq and is a predicted model, not a curated record. Gene Ontology annotation, cellular component: mitochondrion. Gene Ontology annotation, molecular function: glutamate 5-kinase activity; glutamate-5-semialdehyde dehydrogenase (NADP+) activity; ATP binding. Bases 162 to 2195 code for a protein of 677 amino acids. Lineage: Eukaryota; Metazoa; Arthropoda; Insecta; Lepidoptera; Cosmopterigidae. The transcript has 9 exons.